GCGCUAUAAAAGUGACCACGAGUUGGCACUGUACGCGAGAGUCCAUUUUGGAGUGUGGCCUUUUUUUUAGCGCCUAUAUUUUACAGUUAUCAAAAACGACCGUAAUGGCCGACGCGGAGAAUCAGUUCAUGGAGACGUCCGAGAACGGGAACGAGGAGGACUUGAACGGUGCGGAGAUCGCAGAGGAGGCCGCGGCGGAGGACGAUAACGGAACCGGCGAAGGAUCCCAGAUCGACGCGAGCAAGGGCGAGGAAGAUGCCGGAAAAAUGUUUGUCGGAGGUCUCAGCUGGGACACCAGUAAGAAAGACCUAAAGGACUAUUUCUCCAAGUUUGGAGAGGUGACUGACUGCACCAUCAAAAUGGAUUCGAACACCGGCCGGUCGCGAGGGUUCGGCUUCAUUCUCUUUAAAGAGGCAGAAAGUGUGGAGAAGGUGUUGGUGCAAAAGGAACACAGACUAGACGGGCGUCAGAUCGAUCCCAAGAAAGCCAUGGCCAUGAAGAAGGAGCCAGUCAAGAAGAUCUUCGUUGGCGGCCUUAACCCUGAGACUACCGAAGAGAAGAUCCGCGAAUAUUUUGGAGCGUUUGGCGAGAUGGAAACGAUUGAACUUCCAAAUGAUCCAAAAACAAACAAAAGAAGGGGAUUUGUUUUCAUCACGUUCAAGGACGAAUCCUCUGUCAAACAAGUUCUUGAGAAGAAAUAUCAUAAUGUUAGCGGAAGCAAGGUAUGCGAGAUCAAAAUUGCCCAGCCCAAGGAAAUCUACCAGCAGCAGCAGUAUGGGAAUCGUGGAGGCUAUGGAGGUCGCGGCAGGGGGCGCGGAGGCCAGAACCCGAACUGGAACCAGGGAUAUAACAGCUACUGGAACCAGGGUUACGGGAAUCAGGAUUAUGGCGGAUAUGGAGGCCAGCAGGGUUAUGGCGGAUAUGGUGGCUAUGGUGGUUAUGGCAACUAUGACUACUAUGGCUACGGUGCAGGCUAUGAAUACGACCAGGGCAAUACAAGCUACGGCAAAACGCCAAGACGCGGAGGUCACCAGAGUAGCUACAAGCCAUACUGAUCACAUGUACAACAGGACUGAAGUAUUCUCCAACCAAGAGUCCGUGACACGACGACAACAGUUCAAGGACUCUUCCCUUCUACAGACAAGAUCAUGAUCCAUUUGUACAGAACCGAUGAAUAGGGAAGGCAAAGUCACACUUCCACGUUUUUUAUUUUAAUUUUAUUUUCCUUUGUCCACAUUUCCAGGGAUGGAAGUGUAAUUUUUACUGUACUUUUUGGUACCUUUUUUGAAUAAUGUAUUGUAUGGUUGUAUUUUACAUGUCUACUGGAUUUACCACAUGAGGUUCGGGAGCUGCCAGAGCUUUUGAAAUAAAACAAUUUUGAGUAACUUCCAGUGUUUGCAGAUGUUUACUACACCCAUGUUGCUUUCUGUCGUAUAGCUCCAAACAAACCUGCAAAUGAGAGAUCAUCUAUCAGAGUCCUGUGAAUGUUUGAAUUUUCAAUGUCUGCUUGAAUGAACUAGUUUUAACUUGCUUAAUGAGAGAUGCUCAAGCUUUUUGUUGACUAGAGAUAUUUGGUAGAAAUAAAUGUUUUUUUGUAAGUUAAGUGUUCUGUUUAUUGGCUGUUAGUGAUUUUGUUCUUUUUAUUUAAGUGAUUUAGCAACGCGACAGCAAAUACCAUAGCUGCAGUAAAAUACCAUCUUACAACAGUAAAACUCACUAAAGGUCUGUUUUAACUUGGUACCUCUGUAUUUGUUAAAGUACAGAAAGGAUUGCAAUUGUAGUUUUGAUAAAAUGUCUGUUGGUAUUGGCGAUAUUAAAAUGCCAACUAGACAAAUUUUGCAGAAAAGGAACUUUAAAAUGUUUUGUGCAUUCUAAUUGAUGUCAAACUGCGUUGGAUUGCUAAAAGUAGUGAUAACAAAGUAUACAGCUAACAAACACAAUUAAAACAUGAUUUUUAAAAACUUAUUUUUGUUUUUGCAAAUAAACUUCACUUCUGUGUUGUGUGAA
Molecule: messenger RNA, 2007 nt
Organism: Triplophysa rosa
Lineage: Eukaryota; Metazoa; Chordata; Actinopteri; Cypriniformes; Nemacheilidae
Gene: hnrnpabb
Product: heterogeneous nuclear ribonucleoprotein A/Bb
Exons: 9
Coding region: 105-1055 (316 amino acids)
Biological process (GO): regulation of gene expression
Cellular component (GO): nucleoplasm
Molecular function (GO): RNA binding
Source: RefSeq, a predicted model, not a curated record